AUGCUGCAUCCAAUUCUUGACCUCAGCAACUUCAAUAUCGUCGUCUCUGUUAUAGCGUUUUAUAUUCUCAUUUUCGGAUAUGUUUCGCUCAGAAUCAAGCAGAGGUGGUACCUCGGGGAAGCCUUACCAGCCUUUUUAAUUGGUGUCUCGCUAGGGCCGAUCGGCGCUAGGUUUCUGAACAUAUCUCAGUGGGGAGGAGGGGAUGACGAUUACCGCAGUGACAUCGCAUUUAACCUGACACGCCUAGUGAUAGGCAUACAGUUGGUAAAAGCUGGAUAUCAAUUGCCCAAGAGAUACAUAAGACAGCGUCUCUGCGAACUGGCUAUAUGUCUUCUUCCACUCAUGACUAUAGCAUGGUUUGCAACAUCUGCAUGUAUCUUGCUUGCGAUUCCUAGUAUAUCCUUUCUUUCAGCUCUUAUUAUAAGCGCUUGCGUGACUUGCACGGAUCCUGUUCUAUCUCAAGCCAUUGCAAAAGGUCCCUUUGCAGACAACUAUGUUCGGCGACCACUUCGAGAGUUUAUUUCGGCCGAGGCAGGGGCAAAUGAUGGCUUUGGUUUCCCAUUUCUGCUGCUUGCGCUUUCCUUGUUGCGUUACGCAGAAGCGCCUGAAAACACCGCUAGCCUGGAGGACUUCGAUCUGGAGCGAGGCAUCCCCGAUUCACUCGGCGCAACGAGCGCAGGGCGCUUCGGUGGAGGAGUCGGCCCUGCGUUAAAACAUUGGGCCGUGGAGGGAGUCCUGUACAUGAUUUUCCUGGGUGCCUCCUACGGCGCCUUUGUCGGCUUCACUUGCCAGAAGCUACUCAAGGGCGCAUCCAAGCGAAGAUGGAUCGAUAAUGAAAGCUUUACUCUGGUCCCUGUGGCAAUUGGCAUGCUCAUUGUUGGGACGUGCGGCUGUUUUGGAUCCGAUGAAACACUUGCCUGCUUCAUAGCUGGGAGUGUGCUCAACUGGGAUGGCCUUUACCAGGCUGAGAUGCAGGCCCGGCAUGACUCUUUCAAUUCGACAAUCGAGACUUUGCUGAACACUGCAGCUUUCAUGUAUCUUGGUGCAGUCAUGCCAUGGGACCAGUUUCAUAGACCCCAUGACACUGGGAUCUCCAUCUGGCGCUUACUUGGACUAGGCUUUUUAAUCCUUAUCUUUCGUCGCAUUCCCGCCAUUAUAGCAGGAUACAAGUUCAUGCCCAAGGUCUGCAGUGAUUGGAAAGAAGCGUUGUUUUUGGGUUACUUUGGACCGAUCGGCAUCGGUGCUAUCGCAUAUGUGGAGUAUGCUCGCCGCCUCUUUCCCUCCCCAGGCGAAAGUGACACUGAGAUUAACAAUCUGACCGCCGCCAUGACACCAGUUGUCUAUUGGUUGGUGCUGUUCUCCAUCGUUGUCCAUGGACUGUCGGUACCUGCGCUUGAUGCGCUCUACAGGUUUUUCGGCGUGUGCAAGAUCCGUGACCAUCCGGUGGCGAUUGCUCUGCUCUCAGAUAAUGAAGCCCUCCCCAAUAAUUGCUCAGUUGAUCCUCAGCGGCAUUCGAUGAUUGUCAACAACCGCUUCUCGCGGCCGUCUGACAGCGACACUGACGGGCAAAAUGGCCAAGUACGGAAAGAAUCAGGAACGAUGACUCGGCUAAGCGAGGAUAGUCCGCUCAAUGCGAGCAAUGAGCAUUUGGAUAUCCCCUUAUUUAGCCACCGAGCAGGAGGCUCAGCCACCGUUCGGGCUAUUGUCUGA
Molecule: messenger RNA, 1710 nt
Organism: Aspergillus aculeatus ATCC 16872
Lineage: Eukaryota; Fungi; Ascomycota; Eurotiomycetes; Eurotiales; Aspergillaceae
Product: putative plasma membrane antiporter
Exons: 7
Coding region: 1-1710 (569 amino acids)
Biological process (GO): sodium ion export across plasma membrane; proton export across plasma membrane; regulation of membrane potential
Cellular component (GO): plasma membrane
Molecular function (GO): sodium:proton antiporter activity
Source: RefSeq, a predicted model, not a curated record